Peronospora farinosa is the source of this 981-nucleotide messenger RNA. The record is from the annotation of a GenBank genome assembly. Lineage: Eukaryota; Oomycota; Peronosporomycetes; Peronosporales; Peronosporaceae.
AUGGAGCGCGUGCUCGCAGCACUCACGCGGUUGGAGACACGCAUAGACACUAUUGAAAGAGCUACGGCAUUCGCUGGAAGCGAUUUUCGUCGCGCAAUAGAUGGCGGCAGUGCGCUAGGGCGUACGCCGAUGCAGAUCGACGAACUCCCUGCUGCGUUGGAAGCACAAGCGGCAGACCAAGCGCAAGCAGAGUAUCAAGCUCAGGCGCAUCAUCAACAAGCACCGCCCCCAACUCCGUACGCAGACCCUGGAUGCUUGCCGGGUCUUAAUGGACAUCGCGUGCCCAACGCUAGAGACUUAACGUUGAUGAUCGGAAAGUUCAGCGGAGUGGAGCAAUACAAAGGACUGGGAAGUGAAUUUUGCCAGAGGGCGCUACUAUUCAUUGAGGCCAUUAAGAUGCCUGAGCUCGGGUGCGGGUACAAAUGGACUGAACGAGUUAAGGCGAACAAGCUCCAGAAGCAUCUGGAGGGAACGUCCUUGAAGUAUUAUCAAGCACACAUUGAAGGAUGGUGGAUGCGUAACCAAAGUAUCGCAUAUCUGCUCGAGCAGCUGUGGCUCGCUUUUAAGGUGAACAUUUCCCAUCACCAAGCUGUGCAUAUGUACGGGUCAAAAAAGAGCAGCUCGCGUACAUGGACCGAGCACCUGUUAUACCUCACGGCUCUCAUGCAUUCGAGUGAGACCAGCGACAAAAUGGUACUUGAAAGCGUUGUGAACUACGCUGCGCCACACAUGAAGGUUGCGAUCAUGGGACGAUAUGAUCCAGGUCGCACUGACUAUCUUCACCAUGCACAAGAAAUCUUGGCAUGGGCGCAAGAGAUUGAGGAUGAUGAUCGCCCGAUAAGGAAUCACGUAAAGGGCGUCGUAAAUGCAGUGGGUGAGUCAAGAAAAUGUUUUACGUGCGGAAAACCCGGCCACAUAGCCAGAGACGCAUGGGGACGCUAUGGAGUUGGAUCACUGAAUUUUGGACAGCGGUGCAAGUAG